AUGAAAUCUGUCUUCCUCUGCAUUCUUUCAACUCUGCUUGGUACCUUUGCCUAUAAUGCAGAUCACGUAGCUGGUGCCACACCCCCCUACUUGGUCUACCUGAUGUCUGAUUAUUUGCCCUGCACUGGAGUCCUGAUACAUCCUCUUUGGGUGAUCACAGCUGCACACUGCAAUUUACCGAAACUUCGGGUGAUUCUUGGGGUCACAAGCCCAACAGAUCCCACUGAAAAGAAUGUGGAAGUGUCUGGCUAUGAGAAAAUAAUCCGUCAUCCAUCCUACUCAGCCUCUUCUAUUUUGUAUGACGUGAUGUUAAUCAAACUGUCAAGAAUAAUUAGACCUAGCAGAUACGUGAAAACGGUCAAGCUGCCACAACAUAUCGUGCCUGUGGAUACAGAAUGCUCUGUCUCGACUUGGGCCUACAAUCUAUGUGACAGCACCAAGGACCCUGACUUACUGCAGACUGUGAAUAUCUCUGUAAUCUCCAAGGAUGAGUGUCAUAAUGCCUAUAAAUCCUAUGACAUCAAAGAAAACAUGAUCUGUGUGGGCAUUGUGCCAGGACGAAGGCUGCCCUGCAAGGAAGUUUCAGCUGCUCCAGCAGUCUGCGAUGAUGUACUUUAUGGAAUCCUGACUUACGCAGAUGGCUGUGUUUUGAGAGCUGAUGUUGGCAUCUACGCUAGCAUCUUUCACUACAUGCCCUGGAUUGAAGCUACCAUAAAAAAUAAUUGA
This is a messenger RNA of Psammomys obesus (fat sand rat), 726 nucleotides long. It is a transcript of the gene Prss58, whose product is annotated as serine protease 58. Lineage: Eukaryota; Metazoa; Chordata; Mammalia; Rodentia; Muridae. Bases 1 to 726 code for a protein of 241 amino acids. The transcript has 5 exons. The record is from RefSeq and is a predicted model, not a curated record. Gene Ontology annotation, biological process: proteolysis. Gene Ontology annotation, molecular function: serine-type endopeptidase activity.